Molecule: messenger RNA, 2447 nt
Organism: Coturnix japonica (Japanese quail)
Lineage: Eukaryota; Metazoa; Chordata; Aves; Galliformes; Phasianidae
Gene: RAMP2
Product: receptor activity modifying protein 2
Biological process (GO): regulation of G protein-coupled receptor signaling pathway; calcium ion transport; cellular response to hormone stimulus
Cellular component (GO): signaling receptor complex; membrane; cell surface
Molecular function (GO): coreceptor activity
Source: RefSeq, a predicted model, not a curated record
UCCGGGCAGUGAGCGGGGCCGUUGGCUGCUCAUCCCACAGCUCAGCCCCGGUCCUGGCCGUAUCUGCUGCCUUUGAGCCCGUCCUGCUGAGUCGGGCAGAACCUUCCGCCUUCCCUGACAUUGGGUUGAGCGCGGGUGGAAGGUGCCGAGAUGAGCUCGGUGAUACGCCCCGGCACGGGGGGAAGCUGCAGCCGGUGGGAAGAUGCUCGUCGGGGCUGCGGCUCCUGCUCCCACUACCGGCAGAACCUGGGGUCUGGGUUGGACCCAGCGCAACCCCCGCAGCCUCACUGCCCACACUGCGCUGAGCCCCAGAGCGCAACGUGGGCAGCUGCAGAGCGAGUCAAAGCAGCAGGCGGGGUCCAGGCUGCGUCUGUGCCCGUUGUGCCAUGGGCCGAGGCUGGCAGCAGGGCUCGGGACGGCUGCAGCCCAGCCCAGAACAUGGGAAAUGCUUCCCCCGCUGCUCAGUCGAGUCCCCCUCACAGCACUGCAGCCAAGGGCUGGGGGGAGCUUGCAAAAUGGGGCUGGGGAGCAGUGGGUGCUGGCAGACUGCCCCGGCUGUGCAAGGAGUGGCCGGCUGAGAUCACCGGGUGUCACCCUGGCAGAGGCUCCUGCUGCCGGCUGCAGCUCCAGGGCUGUGACAACAAAGUGCAGAAUGGGGCUGUGACUUUGUGCCGCAGCCUCGUGGGCUCCCGGUACCGCUGAAGGGCUCCCAAGUGCCAGGAGGGUGGCGGCUGCCUCAGCCUGCACAUAGCACGUGCAGUGUGUUGCAGCAGGAAUGUGCAGCACAGCAAUAGAAUCCUUCCAAAGCAGGGAGGGUCCCCAUGAACUGCAAUUCUCUGCUGUGUGAUUUGUGCUCUGUGAGUCCCAUGAGUGGAUUUUAAAGGGAAAGCUUUGGGCUGGAGCUCAGCCUUUGGCAAGCAGUUAGAUGAGCUCGCGUGGCCUGAGCUCCAUCCCCGGGUGGGGACCCUGCAGAGCCAGCACCGCGCUGCCCUGAGGUGGGAGCCGAGGUGGCACGGGAUGAAGAGGAGCUCUGCAGCCACAGUCCCUCGCCCCAUCCUCUCCUCCUGCCUGCUUGAGGCUCGCACACCCGUGGUACCGCCGCCGUCCCUUCCAGCCCCACCCGUGCCCCCGGGGCAGGUGCCACACGGCGCCAUGAACACGGGGCUGGGGCCGUAACGACCCCGAGCCUCCAGCAGAACCCUCCGGGGACGUCCUGCUCCACCGUCCACUCCCCCCGCUGCCGGGCUGCCUGCCCUCCACGCAGGAGACGAGGGAUUUCACAACCCAGCCCAGACAGGAUUAAAGAGAAAUACACAAGUAAACAAACAGCGGCCUUGUGAAGCGGCCGUGCUGCGGGAGCCCCUCUGCUGCCCAGGUUCAAACAGCCCCUGUCAGAGGAAAGGAGUUGCUUCCUGUUAUUUCCAUUGAAAUCCUUGUCCCGGUCGCUAGCCCGCAGGCUCCAGCAGGAUGGCACCGUAUGCGCAGAUGGGCUCUGGCUGCCUCUCCCGAGGGCUCCUGCUGCUCUGCGCACUGCUGGUCCAUGAGUUCUGCCGAGCGGGUGCCACGGCCGAGAGCUUUGGGCAGGAGGCAAGAACAACCCCAGCGGCCAGAACAACCCCAGUGACGCGUGUGUUCAACUUUACGGCUGAGAUGUUGGAGGUGAUCUACACCAACUUGACACAGCGCUGCUGGGAGUCCUUCGAGCAGCUGAUGCAGAACGUGAGCGGUUCCCAGCUGUGCGAGUGGAAGGUCAUCAGCAGGCCGUACAGCUCGUUGCGGCAGUGCCUGGAGGAAUGGGCCGAGAGCCUGAAUUACGGCUACCCCAACGCCUUGGCCGAGACCUACAUCUUCCAGAGCCACCACCGCUACUUCCACAACUGCUCGGCCGGCAGCCAGGUCUACCUCGACCCCCCCGAGGACGUGCUGCUGGCCAUGAUCAUCGCCCCCAUCUGCCUCAUCCCGUUCCUCGUCACGCUGGUCAUCUGGCGCAGCAAGGACGGCAAGGCGCAGCCGUAGCUGCCGUGCACGGCCCCGUUACCGUGCAAGGCCCCAUUACUGUGCAAGGCCCCGUUACCGUGCAAGGCCCCGUUACCGUGCAAGGCCCCGUUACCGUGCACGGCUCCGUUACCGUGCAAGGCCCCGUUACCGUGCAUGGCUCCGUUACCGUGCAAGGCCCCGUUACCGUGCACGGCUCCGUUACCGUGCAAGGCCCUGUUACCGUGCACGGUCCCGUUACUGUGCACGGCCCCGUUACCGUGCAAGACCCCGUUACUGUGCAUGGUCCCUUUACCGUGCACGGCCCCGUUACCGUGCACAGUCCCGUUACUGUGCACGGCCCCGUUACCGUGCACGGCCCCGUUACUCCGCACUGCGGGGCUGUGCUGGGCGGGGAUCCCGGGGAUUGUUAGGCUUCCCCGGUACCGCGCAGUAAAGCUUUGCUCCCCACA